Messenger RNA from Gossypium raimondii (Peruvian cotton), 1283 nucleotides. RefSeq names its product protein CONSERVED ONLY IN THE GREEN LINEAGE 160, chloroplastic. The record is from RefSeq and is a predicted model, not a curated record. The coding region runs from base 121 to 1137 and encodes 338 amino acids. Lineage: Eukaryota; Viridiplantae; Streptophyta; Magnoliopsida; Malvales; Malvaceae. The transcript is spliced from 9 exons.
UGGACACAAUUAGACAAAAGCUAAACUAGAUAUUUUGUUCUUAUUUUCUUCGAACUUUUUUCCCUAGUGAAAUAUUCAGUUUCAUAGGUGAAGUGAGAAAGCUCUUCGCUUUGGUUAAGAAUGGCUGUACUAAACCAUAUAUCAUUGAGACUAACUUCAACAACAGCAACAAUCUCUCAAGAACAGCCAACACCCAACCCCAGGCCGACCAAAGUCAUAUUGCCCAAGAAGAAGCCGCUUAAAUGGUCUACAGGUCUGGCUCCAGGGGAUUAUGGCGGACCGCCCACAACCACCAAGCUUCGCAAGUACUGGGGUGGCGAAGAGGACGACCCUUUAACUUCUGAUGACUUCAUUUGGAACAAAGACUUCGUUGGUAGAAUGAAGAAGCUAAUUCAGGACCCUGCUUCUGAAGACUCUUCUCUUCAAUCCUCUCCUGAAGAGCCUUCUGGAUUUUUAAGCUUAAAUCGAGUCAUGAGCCUUGACAGUCUGGAAGUCGAUCUGAGCAAGGAACUUGCAACAUCUUCAAAGCCUUUGUUACAACAGGCUGUUGAAACUUCAACUCAACAGAGCAGUGGCAGCAUGUCGCGCAAAUGGAAAUUAGUACCAACACGGCAUGAACAAGAGAAGUGGGAUAAAGCAACAAAGGCUUCAACAGGUGGCAGUGGUGUGAUGCUUCGGGAACUGCGACAGCCUCAAGGAGACCCUGAGGUACUGGCUGCUCAAUCAAGGGAGCAGUACUAUAAGUUGAAAAAGAAGAUGCAAGUUCUCACCUUGGUUAUUGGCGGUUUUGGUUUAGUCUCAGCAUAUGUUUCUUACUCUCCUGAAGUUGCUGCUAGCUUUGGUGCUGGGUUGCUUGGUUCUUUGGUGUAUAUCCGUAUGCUGGGAAGUAGUGUGGAUUCGCUAGCAGAAGGAGCAAAGGGGGUUAUGAAGGGGGCAGUCGCACAGCCAAGGCUACUAGUUCCUGUUGUAUUGGUCAUGAUCUAUAAUCGUUGGAAUGGGAUCCUUGUCCCAGAAUAUGGAUAUAUGCAGUUAGAAUUGAUUCCAAUGUUGGUGGGAUUUUUCACAUACAAGAUUGCAACAUUCUUUCAAGCUAUAGAUGACGCAGUUAAUGUUGUUGGGGGAAAAAGAGAGGUCUAAUAUUAAAACACAAUUGAAGUCGUCUUAGCAUUCUUUAUCAUAGUUCAUUGGAAAAUGCUUUGAAGAUGACUGUAAUACUUAUUCUUGUACAAUUUCUGUAAAAUGCUUUGUAGAUGUCAAUCUUAGUGAUUUUCAGAUUCAGAAAA